This is a messenger RNA of Macroventuria anomochaeta, 708 nucleotides long. RefSeq lists its product as uncharacterized. Gene Ontology annotation, molecular function: nucleic acid binding. The transcript has a single exon. The record is from RefSeq and is a predicted model, not a curated record. The annotation marks the transcript as partial. Lineage: Eukaryota; Fungi; Ascomycota; Dothideomycetes; Pleosporales; Didymellaceae.
AUGGAGCUUGUCGCGCGCACACCAUAUGGUCUACAGACGCUCGAGCUGACACACAUCACAUACGUCGAAGGCUUUCUCACAAGCGUCCUAGGUCUUGCACGCUGUCGUACAGAGUCAAUUCACUUUGACUCUGGCCGCGACGUCCUGUAUAUGCACAAGUCUUCAAACAUUAUCGCGCAACUCGAUUACAAUGGAGGACACUGGCUUAUUGAUGCAGAGCCAUCACAUCAACCACCUCUAUCGCUACUCUACACGCAACUGAGCACCUUUGGGGUGUCGUAUCGCCCGUCGUACAUGCCAAAGCCUACCAAUGUCAUUGAUCGACGUACUGCCCAUCAGAUUUGGGGUCACCCAGGUCGAAAGGCUGUCGACCAGCUUGAGCUUAACGUCACUGGCGUUCAAUUGACUGGAAACCACACGGAUUGUCUCUGUCAGACAUGUGUUGAAGCUCGAAUGACCCACAUUAUUUCAAGGCGCCCGGCUGAGAGCCGCGCGCAGCAACCAUUCUAUCGAAUCGCGAUAGACCUCAUCUACAUCGUCUCUGUGGGAGACGAGUGUAUUGAUGGCAGCAAGUACUGUCUACACUCAGUGGACGAAUACUCGAAAUGGCAUGAAAUUUCUACAACAAAGCGUAAGGAUAAGGCAACACUCACACGUUGGUUUAUGGCGUUAAUCCGCCGAAUACAGCGUGUAUACAGUGCUGACGUU